Penicillium cinerascens is the source of this 1929-nucleotide messenger RNA. RefSeq lists its product as uncharacterized. Lineage: Eukaryota; Fungi; Ascomycota; Eurotiomycetes; Eurotiales; Aspergillaceae. The record is from RefSeq and is a predicted model, not a curated record. The transcript has 2 exons. Bases 1 to 1929 code for a protein of 642 amino acids.
AUGUCAGCCGACCUUCCCCCCUCCUAUUCAGCCACGAGCGCACACAGGAUCUCACCCACACUGCAUACGAAUGCAGUCAUCGAGGCCGGCAAUGUUCGUGCUCGAGAUGAGCAGGAGAUGCAAUUUCUGCUACAGAGCGUCCAGCAACUAUCUCACAUCUACAACCCGGAAAUCGAACCGGAACAUGACACAGACUACUAUUGCAGCUGCCAUAUCCACCGGUAUAUUGCCAGAAAAAUGAGCCGCCUUAAUGUCCUGGAGAUGUGGUCAAGGGCUGUUAUGUAUCCUGGCGAAAAGUUCUAUCAUGACUGCUACCAAGCGAGCUGGUUUACCAACAACCCGUACGCAACCAAUGUGGUCUCUCCAUAUGGAUACAAUGGCGCGAGUCUAUAUGGGUCCCAAAGACCCAGCCCGCAUUACCACGCUGUGUCGAUUCGACAGACAAUAAGAUUGAAUGAAUCCCUGAAUGCCAGGGCCCAGGCCGCCGUUCGGGCCCAGGAACCGCCGUUUAACAUUUGGGAGACCAACUCACUUGAAUCCUCGAUGUCGAGCAUGUCUAUCGCUGAUUCGGCUUCUAAUUCAUCUGGCCAACCCUCAAAGCGAUCCAAGCUUUCUGGGCUCAAGCGGGCAUUCUCAAUCAAAUCAUCCGAGCAAAAGGAAGCCAUCAAGGUCAGUAAAUGGAUCGACCUGCGCACCGCCAUACUCUAUGAAGAGCGUGGAAGAUGGCCAGACAAGGCGACAUGGGAAAUCGUGACUAUUUACCAAGAGAAGAUGGGGAUGACUGAGAAAAUAUCCGAACUUCGAACUCGCUACCCUCUUCAAUACCUGCAUUUGCUUCGAGCCGGAUACUUCGAACCUAUCCCUGUGUCCUGGGCAAACUUGGCUUCCAAUCCACUCAAAUUCUCGAUCGACGCCGCUGCGGGGUGGAGAGGAAUUACACCGGCGUGGAGAGGAUACGAAGACACUGCCGAGGAACGCCUCUACUGGGUCUUGAAUCAUAGGGCAGGGAGUACCGGGGCUCGCCUGAAGCCAGAUAUCAUAUCUGCGUUGGAUAGGGCUCGGGCUCGAAUGGCGUCUGCAGUGGAACCGCCUCCUGCAUACUUUGCAGUCGAUGAUGUCUGUCACGUUCAGCAUAAAUCCAAGGGCUAUUCACACCAAGUGAUGCCUCCCGCUUUCAGACCAUUCGAUGGGGUUGAAACUCCUUUGGAUGAUACUAUGAUUUUGUUGGAUGUUUCCGGCUCCAUGGAUUUUGAGCCUGUGCGACCGAACUAUAACCAGUAUCUCGUUACUGGGUACUCGAGAUCGACUCAACCAAAAAACAAAGACGUUGCAAAGGCAAUAAUUCGUCGCUUCACCGACGCAAUGGCCAACCACGACCAAAACUGGCAAGGCUACGAACUCACCACAUUCUCAAGCCACGCAGAUCACAUCGGCGUCAUAAAUCACUGGAACUUCGACGAAAUGUGGCGAUGGGUCGGAUUCGGGGGUCUCACAAGAGUCAUGACCGGAUGGCAGAAAGUAAAGGAACUGCAUUUCCAAAAACAUUCCGAAUCAGCAACAUACCAUCCAGUUUACGGCUGGCAAGCUGGUCCGCAGACCCCGAAACUGCGGUUACUUCUCUUACUCGACGGAGAAGCGCUCGACAUGGAUGAGUUUGAGCUUGAUCUUCUCGGUCUCUCUUGGGUCCACGUUACCAUCUUCCUGAUUGGCGUGGACGGAUGCCCGCACCAUCACCGCCAUGCAAACGAGCUGCAGCGAAUCAGCGAGGUUAACCCCCAUGUUUCGUUCGUUGAUGCUCAAGGUAAUGCUCCGGAGCGAUUCAUUACUCAUGAACUGCUUAAGCGGCAUCUCGGAUAUGAAGUUUCGAUGACGGAGUUUGAAGAGUUGGAGCAUCCGCCUCCAUAUUCGGUUUCUGCGGACAUUCAAUAG